AUUAAAACCGAAAGUCAAAGUACUGGUAUUCCCCUUCAUUCUGGUGUUAAUGAUCUUGCAUUGAAGAAGGUUUCUGUUUGCAUUUCAUUUAUUUUUGUCGUUCCCCACAUGUUCCAUUACCAUUUGAACAUUCAGAUAACUCUUGCUGCCCAUCAGUUCAUCUAGGAGAAUAAGAGCCAUGGACAUUAUAAAGUGUCCUGGUUGUCAUCAUUCAAGCAAGAGAACGCUGAACGGUCAACGUGUUGUCUGCAAGACAUGUUCUAAAUCGAAGAAGUGCGUGUUUCAGUUCUGCUACGUGUGUCAGAGAGAGUGGCCUCGCGACGCUAUGAGCACCGACGAGUGUGUACUGCCAAACUGUGCGCUCCGGGCCGCCCUUCUCAGCGCCAAACAGAUCGACAACCCUGAGAGCUCAGUAAGAGGUUGCCCGUACUUCAGGGCCUGUCCAAGAUGCAAGGCUCUACUUACUCAUGACAGUGAUGGGUGUCCUUAUAUUGUUUGUUCCAACUGCAAUGAAGAGUUUUGCUUCCGCUGCAUGGCCCCGGAAUGUGAUUAUGAUGAGUGUUAUGACAGUGACUUUGAUGACAAUGAAUUUGAGGUGAUGAAGCCCUGUGUGAUUAAGAAUAACAGUGAGCUUCUUCAACAAUUAGGACUGUAGUGGAGGUGUGUGGGAUUAAAGCUGUCAAACCUUGAAUUGAGUCACUUAAAAAUUGAACUGAAGGACAAAUAAUAAUUUGAAUAAGCAAAAUAUAUAUAUAUUCAAUAAACCAAUGUACACAAAAAAAAGAAAA
Molecule: messenger RNA, 788 nt
Organism: Triplophysa dalaica
Lineage: Eukaryota; Metazoa; Chordata; Actinopteri; Cypriniformes; Nemacheilidae
Product: probable E3 ubiquitin-protein ligase RNF144A-A
Exons: 3
Coding region: 179-655 (158 amino acids)
Source: RefSeq, a predicted model, not a curated record